Messenger RNA from Cololabis saira (Pacific saury), 999 nucleotides. It is a transcript of the gene ccnd3, whose product is annotated as cyclin D3. The transcript is spliced from 5 exons. Bases 1 to 972 code for a protein of 323 amino acids. Gene Ontology annotation, molecular function: cyclin-dependent protein serine/threonine kinase regulator activity. The record is from RefSeq and is a predicted model, not a curated record. Lineage: Eukaryota; Metazoa; Chordata; Actinopteri; Beloniformes; Belonidae. Gene Ontology annotation, biological process: mitotic cell cycle phase transition; positive regulation of G1/S transition of mitotic cell cycle; regulation of cyclin-dependent protein serine/threonine kinase activity. Gene Ontology annotation, cellular component: nucleus; cyclin-dependent protein kinase holoenzyme complex; cytoplasm.
AUGGACGGCUGCAGCUCGGACCCGGACCCGCACCUGCAAACCUCCUCCCCGCUGCAGGCGAGGGGCGUCUACCGGGCCGGCGACGACCCUGUGGUGACCCGGGACCUCCGGGUCCUCAGCCGCCUGCGGCUCCAGGAGGCCGAGGCCCAGGUGACCUCCAGCUCCCCUGAAGGUCACGGCAGCAUCCAGCCGUUCAUGAGGCGGACACUCACGGUCUGGAUGUUCAAGGUGUGCGAGGACCAGCUGUGUGAGGAGGAGGUGUUCCCGCUGGCGGUGUGUUACCUGAAUAGUUACCUGAGCCGCUUCGGCGUCGAGAAGUCCAACCUGCAGCUCUUAGGAGCCGUCUGCAUGUUCCUGGCCUCCAAGAUGAGAGAGACCGUCCCGCUGACCGCCGGCAAGCUGUCCAUCUACACCGACAACUCAGUUUCAGUGUUGGCAAUCCUGCAAUGGGAGGUAACAGUGGUGUCCAGGUUGGACUGGUGUCUGGCCUCCGUGGUGCCUUCUGACUUCCUGGAGCCGAUUCUUCAUGCUCUGCCCUUUAUCCGGAGCCUCCACUUCCAGAACAUACGCAGGCAUGUCCACUCCUAUAUUGCUUUGGCAGCCAUGGACUGUAGGUUCUCAGCCUUCUUGCCGUCUACUCUUGCUUGUGCCUGUGUGAGCAUUGCCCUGCAGAGCCAAAAGCUGGUGGUGGAUGUCCAUGUCUCUUCAGAUUCAAUCAUUUCAUUUUUGUGCAAACUGGUGGCUGUCGAUUUGAAGAGCGUCCUGAGCUGCUGUGAGCUGCUGGGGAGUGUGCUGGAGAUCACCCUGCCCUUCUGUUUCCAGCCCAGUGUUGGCAGGUCAGCUGCACACAGUUCAGGGAUAAGCUUAACCCCUGCUGACAUGCAGGAUGUUGCAUGGACAGCGGUAAAACCACCUCAGGAAACCGAGCAAAAGGCACUCCUCCCUGCCAUAAACGAUUCAAAUGAACUAUAAAUUUACUGCCAGGAGUUGCUUAAUGAG